Mycosarcoma maydis (corn smut) is the source of this 753-nucleotide messenger RNA. RefSeq lists its product as uncharacterized. The transcript has a single exon. NCBI's taxonomy places the organism in Eukaryota, Fungi, Basidiomycota, Ustilaginomycetes, Ustilaginales. The coding region runs from base 1 to 753 and encodes 250 amino acids. The record is from RefSeq and is a predicted model, not a curated record. Gene Ontology annotation, cellular component: nucleus; CHRAC. Gene Ontology annotation, molecular function: protein heterodimerization activity.
AUGUCGCAGACCGUCUCGCCUAGCUCACCGGGUCCGUCGGCCGUCUCGCCGUCCAAGCCUCAAGCGAAAGCUGCACGCGGCACGUCGAUCUUUCCCACAGCCCGAGUUGCACGCAUCAUCAAGGCGGAUCGCGACGUCGACAUCUGCUCCAAGGAAGCGACUUUCCUCAUUAGCGUUGCCACCGAGAUUUUCCUCAAGAGACUCACCGACGAAGCAUAUACAAAUGCAAAGCUGGACAAACGCAAAAACGUCUUGUACAAGGAUCUAUCGCGCGCAGUACAGCAGAACGAGUAUCUCGAAUUUCUAAAGGAUGCCAUCCCGACACCAGUGGCGCUGUCCACCGCGUUGGAGGCCAGACAGCAAAAGUCUCAACAGAGACAGUUGGAGGAGGAGAUGAUUCUGGAAGGAACGUUGCAGCAGGAUGAUGAAGACGAGCAAGAAGAAGAAGAAGAAGAAGAAGAAGAAGAGGACGAGGAUGAGGAUGAGGACGAGGAUGAGCAAGAGCAGGAGCAGGAGCAGGAGCAGGAGCAGGAGCAGGAGGAUGCUGCUGAAGAAGAAGCUACGGACGAUCACGCUGAUCAGGACCGAGCAGAAGAACAAGAUGUGCCCGCAGACGACCAUUCCACUCGAGCGGUGCGCGUCAAAACAAGCUCGAAGAAAUCUGCUCCCAAAAAGAGCAAGUCGAGGUCCAAAUUCACCGACUCCCAAGACGACGUCCAGAUGCUCAACGACACGGACCAAGAUGACCAAUAG